Molecule: messenger RNA, 1694 nt
Organism: Hylaeus volcanicus
Lineage: Eukaryota; Metazoa; Arthropoda; Insecta; Hymenoptera; Colletidae
Exons: 1
Coding region: 247-819 (190 amino acids)
Source: RefSeq, a predicted model, not a curated record
UUCAAUUAUUAGGGGAACCAGAGAGUAAAGAAGGCGAAUGUUGUAAUCAGACAGGUAUGGGGAAUAGGAGAACGGAAGUUUAAAGGGGACUUUAGAAGAAGACUUCUAAUGUUUGAUAGUCUGGUGUUAGAAGUGAUGCUAUAUGGGGCGGAGGUUUUUGGAUGGAGGAAGAAGGCGGAGUUGGAAGGGGUACAAACAAAGUAUAUAAGGUGAUGUCUAGGUUUGGAUUUCUGUACUCCAAAAUACAUGAUCCUAGAGAAAACAAAAAGGGAGAAAAUAAGAAUCAAGACGGGGAUAAAAGCUUUAAGAUUUGAAGAGAAGAUUAGGAAUGCAGUCGGCAGGGAGCUGUUAAAGGAAUGCCUGAAGGAACGGUAUAGUCAAGCGGAAGUCGCGGAGUUAAGAGAAGGGGAGAGAGAUGUAGUGAAAGAGAUAAGGGAGAGAGAUAUCCAAGUGCAAAAACAAGUGCAAUACAAUAAGGUAAGAGAGGCAACAUAUAACAGCAGAUAUAAAUACAUUGUAACAGCACUACGGCCAGAGUAUUUAAAUAAAACAGGAAAGGGAGAUAAUCAAAAGCUUAUAGCUAGGAUAAGGUGUGGGAAUUUAGAAGAGGGAAACAGAUAUUGGCUGAAAGAGGAGGACAGGAAGUGCGGGUUGUGCAAAUUGGAAAAAGGGACGCUGAAACACCUCAUAGAGGACUGCCAGGACUUAGAAACAGGAGAAUUAAAAGAGGAAACGCUGGUAGAGGGGAGGGCGGAUGAGAGGGUAGCAGAGUGGGUAAGGAAGAUUGAGAAGAAGAGAAAGGAAAGGAGCGGGCAGUAAAAAAUGUAAAAUACAAAGAGAUCAAAGUUAAUGUUAAGGGUAGUUUAAGGAUUCGCUGUACACUGGUCUUCAAAAAAAAUGGGACACUAUACAAUUAAAACGUCAUAACUCAGAGAGUUUUCAACCGAUCUUCGGGAAACUUUGUGAGAUUUAGUUUGGAAGUGUACUCUGGGUGUGUGCAAAGUUGCAUUGACGAGGGUUGAUGAGAAAGGUUAUUUCAUCCCCCCUAAAGAGGUAAUGCAGAAAAACGGUAGUUCAGAACGGUCCAGGGAUGACGGAGGGGUGGUAAAAAAAUCAAAAAAACCUUUGAGGCGACUCUGUUCGAUGCCCCCCUACAAAACGCCCCACCCCCACUAAAAUCCACAAUUUUUCGACGACAGUCCCGAUUUUGGACUCGAUGCAUUCUCUGAACUCCCCUGAUCCAGGAAAUGCCAUCACUCAUGCCGUGCACCCAUAGCCACCCCUUGAGGGGUUGAAACAGCUCGCGACUUUUCAACCCCCUUCGACAGGGAGGACUUCCAAACAUCAAAGAGCGAUGAAAUUCACCAUGUUUGUUCUUGAUACAUUAAGGAUGAAUGCUGAAAAGGUCCCGUUUCGAAAACUGACUCCGGAGCUGAAGGGAGGGGGCAGAGGUAGGGGUGGUCCACCCCAAGUGUAAGGGUUGGAACGAUGUUUCGUUUGCGUGGAACACAUGUAGUACGGCCCAAGGCAUUGGAGUGGCACAGUUUUGAUGUUUUUUCCCCUCGUGAAUAGCAUUACAAUAUGAAAAUGUCGUUUUUUUGGAAAACCCACCUCCCGUCUUCAGAACCGUCUGUGGGGUGCAAUGCAAGUUCAAAACCUCCCAAAAAUAAAAAAAGACUAAUUAACAUCGAAAC